AUGUCGGUUAUUGUGUCUGAGAAACCGCUGGAAAUUAGGCGUCGCUUCUUGGAAGCAGGGCUUGUACCUGUUCCUCUGCAGCAUUCCUCUUGGUCGUUCUGGUUUCCCGACAGGUAUGUGCAGCGGUCGGAGGCCAGCGAUGGUUCGCCAGAAGUUUCCCGUAGAAGUCUUGCAGAGCUGUACCGGCCGGGUAUGCUCGUGAUCGCCGUCGUCAUGGCCCUAGGCGAGAUGAAGGGACAGAAGCUGAGGAUCGAAGCAUCUCUUCGUCCAGCUUUGGUGAAUGCGGGUUUGACCGCAGAGCACCUCCGCAAGAACAUGUGGCUUCCAGCAGCCGUCAGGGGAGACGAAGAGCACGUGAUCAGACUAGAUUUUGGCGUCCAAAAUCUCAUGGGCGUGCUGAAGAAGAAGGACCUCACCAGUGACAAAUUACCACUUGGCUCCAUUGUGAUGGUCGGGGUCAUGUCGGUGUCUUCAUCUGGUACUGUGCGGUGCUCACCUACAAGCACCGGGCCCAUAAGUGAUGAUCCCAUGGAUGUGGCCUUGCUCAAAGCAGGUUCCCUUGUGACUGCCCGAGUUAGAAAGGUCCAGCUAGGGCCUCUAGAAAACUCUGGCAGCGACAAAGGGCUGAUUGUCACGUUCUGCGGGGCAUUGUCGGCUACCAUCCACAGCCAUCAUGCCAGCCCAGUUGGCCAGAUUCAGGACGACUGGAGAAAAAACCAACGUGUUGUUGCGCGAGUUCUUGCGGUGAUUCCGGGCGAGCCGCCCACCAUCCAUUUGACUGUGCUUCCGCAUUUACUGGAUUGGGCGAAAGAGACUUUGUCUGAGCAAGCAGGGGUCGGAGAAUUCUUGAAGGGGGAAGUUCUGGAUUUUCAGACAAAGUAUGGCUGCAGAGUGGUGUGCAAAGGCAAGUUGGGUGAGCUUUUUGGAUUCUGCUCAAUGGCCAGGCUGUCAGAUGCGCAGCAAGAAGUGAAAGCGUCCUCUGUGGCAACGGGGAAUCGAAGCACUUACAGGGUGCUGUCAUACAACUUUUUGGACGGCGUGGUCAUGCUGACACGGAGAUCUUCCGAUCUUCAGGAAGACGUCAUCGUAUCAGUGUCUGAAUUGUCACCUGGUCAACUUGUAUCUGGCACAAUAACCCGAGUUGCUGACCACGGCAUACAUGUGAAGAUCAGCGACUACGUGAUGGGUCAUGUUCACCUGAGACAGUUGACCGACGUCCCACUCGCUGCUGUACCAAAGCGCUUGCAAGUCGGCUCCAAAGUCAAAUGCCGUGUCCUCCACGUGCACUCAGCUCGCCGGCAGCUCUCGCUGACGGCCAAGAAGUCGAUGGUCCGAAGCGAUUUUCAGCUGACACAAAACUCCAUGGCAAGACCUCACAUGCUUCUGAUUGGUUACAUCAGCAGCGUCCACGACUAUGGAGCCAUCGUGAGCUUCUACGGCGGUGCAUUUGGUCUGAUCCCUGCCAAAGACAUGGAGUCCGAAGAAGCUCCCGCACUGGGCAUGGCAGUGCAGUGUCGGGUCUCCUUUGUAGAUGUGAAGCGUGACAGAUUGGGCUUGUCGCUCAAUUUGGAAGAAGGCAUGGCAGCGUCGGAACUUGCCAAGGAUGGGCUGACAUUUCGCGAAGCACUCCAAAGUACCGAGAAACGCAAAAAGCGAGAAGGCCAAGACGAGCCUUCCAGAGUGAACUCCAUGCAGGACUCGGCUCGAAAAAGGGAAAGAAAGGACGUGAAGCUGCCGCAGAUAAAGGACCCCGACAAGGAGCUGCAAGCUGGGUCGCUGCUGAAGAUGCGGAUCCGCGCCAUUCAUGGGUUGCAAGUGUUUUGCACUGCGCCGGUAGGCUUGCGUGGCCAUGUUCAUGCCACUCAGUUGGUGGAUUUGGCUGAUGUGGGAAGUGGAGGAACCCUGCCACUGCAAGAUAUACCCGAAAAGGGAGUCUUGAGGACAAGGUUGCUGAGAAUACACCGGCGAUCAAGGUCAACAAAGGAGAAGAGAAAAUCCCGCAAAGGCCUCUAUCACCUGGAGCUGACAUGCCGGCCAUCCUUAAUGGCACCCAAGGAUGUGGAAGAGUAUGAAGCAGCAGUUGUUCGACGACAGUCCUUAACCCCAGGCUCCCAGGUUGCAGCUGCCAUCUUGGCGGUUCGGAAGAAUGCCUUGCUGGUGGAAGUUGCAGAUGGCUUGAAGGGCCGUAUUGCUCUCUUAGACAGCUCAACGGAUCCCUCAGUCUUGCGAUGUCCGGCGCAACAUUUCAGCCCCGGCCAGGUCUUCCAAGCCCGGGUUCUUCAGGCAAGCACAUCCCACAAAACACUCGACUUGUCCUUGCUGCCCUUGCUGCCCUUGCUCCCAGCCUCACCAGCCCCCCCAGCCCCACCAGUGCUUGCCAGACUGCAGAAGAUCCAUGACCUGGCAAAAAGCGGCAGCGCUGGUAUUGCAGCGGACAUGGAGCUUCCAGACAAAUGUUGGGGCACAGUACACAUUACGGAAGUAUUUGAUGUUUGGGCCCAGCAUCCGACCAGAAGGCUCAGCUUGGGCAGUUUUUACCAAGUGGCCCUACUUUCGAAUGAGAAUGUCGAGCAAGGCCAGCCAGGCCAGCGACUGGAGGUGAGCUUACGUCCAUCUCUCAUCACGGGGCAAAAAGAGGCGGCAGAGGAAAAACGACCUCUUUCAGCUUCAGAGAUUGCGGUCGGGCAAAAGGUGUCGGGCUACGUUGUGAGCUCUGGUCCUCGUGGUGUCUUUGUGGCCUUAAGCCGGUCCCUGACUGGCAGGAUCAAAUUGAAAGCACUUAGUGAUGUGCCCGUCAUGAAGGAGGCAGUGUCCAAGAUGUAUCCACCCGGGAUGCUUCUCCGUGACAUGGGCGUAGAAGAAGUACAUCAAGAGCGAGUGGAGCUAUCGCUGCUGGAUAAGCAACAAGGGCUCAGUCUUGAGGAGCUUUCUGCAGGAGACAUUGUUUCCGGGCGAGUCAAGGCUGUCGAGGCCUAUGGCUUGUUCGUGCGGCUUGAGAACUCCAACAUCGAUGCUUUUGUGCACAAGUCUGAGAUCUCUGAUUCUUCAUCCAUUUCUGUGGAUUCCUACCCCGUCGGCACCAAGAUUGCCCAGGCAAAGAUCUUAAAGAUCGAUGGAAGAAAAGUCGGCUUGACUUUGAAGGCUUCCACGUUUACCCCUCAAGACCUGGAGGAAGACGACUCAGACGACGACAUUGAGGAUCUGCUCGCCUCGGUAAAGAAGAGGAAAGCUGAAGCCACGGAGAGCACUGAGAAGGUCAAGAAGCAAAGAACACCAAGAUCACAAGACAGAACCGCCGAGUCGGAGGAGCCUUCCGAGCCUCUGGAGCCCUGGGCGAAGACUUCAACGCGCAAAGCCGCCGCUUUCGACUUUGCGGAGUUCAAGGUUGAUUCUGGCACUUCGUCUGACGAGGUUGCUGAUGAUGUGGAGGAUCAUGAAGUCCAAAAGCCAUCGAAGAGGCAAAAGAAGGCCAAGAAGAAGCAGGAAGACGCCGAGCUGCGGCAGCAGGAGGACAGAAACGCGGUCGGAAACCGGGACCCGGAGAGCGUGGAGGACUUCGAGCGCCUCCUACUCACCAAAGGCUACAUGGCCUUCCACUUGAAGACGAGCGACCUGGAGAAAGCUCGACAAGUCGCGGAACGAGCUGUGAAGCACGUGGGUUUUGCGGAUGGAAAGGAGCGCCUGAACAUCUGGGUCGCGUACAUGAACCUGGAAUGCACCUUCGGGACAGAUUCCUCUGCAGAUGCUGUGUUCCGCCGGGCCGCCAGCCACAAUGAAGCGAAGCAGGUCUACCUUCAGCUGGCAAGGAUCCACGAGCGCAACAAGAAACCCCAGUUGGCACUCAAAGCAUACGAGGCGUGCUCACAGAAAUUUGGCUAUUCGAAAAAGGUGUGGAUUGCUUUCUUGACUUUCCUCUACCAGCAGCUGACCUGCAGUGGCCUACGCGUCUCGCGAAUGUAUGCCACUGUAUGCAUGCUUUAUCAGAAACAGCUGAGGCAGGGCGAUGCAGAGGGAGCCCGAAAGGUUUUUCCGAAAAGCCUAGCAGCCCUGGAGAAGCGCAAGCAUCCCCUGCUGGUUUCCAAAACUGCUUUGCUCGAGUACCAGACGCUUUGA
Molecule: messenger RNA, 4113 nt
Organism: Symbiodinium natans
Lineage: Eukaryota; Dinophyceae; Suessiales; Symbiodiniaceae
Source: the annotation of a GenBank genome assembly